Molecule: messenger RNA, 1064 nt
Organism: Hippocampus comes (tiger tail seahorse)
Lineage: Eukaryota; Metazoa; Chordata; Actinopteri; Syngnathiformes; Syngnathidae
Gene: tafa5l
Product: TAFA chemokine like family member 5, like
Exons: 4
Coding region: 41-442 (133 amino acids)
Source: RefSeq, a predicted model, not a curated record
UUGGGGUUUUUUGGUGGGGUUUUUUUGCAGUCUGGGAACGAUGAACUCACUUGUUCCUACUUGCUCUCAAUCCUCUGCAGUGUGUCCGUUACAGGCUCAUUAUGCUAAUGCCCUUCCCUGCUCCCCACUGUGUUUGGCAGGCCAGUUGGCGAUGGGAACCUGCGAGAUAGUCAUGCUCAACAGGGACAGCAGCGUUCCCAGACGAACCAUCGCCAGGCAGACAGCCCGUUGCGCCUGCCGGAGAGGUCAGAUCGCCGGCACCACACGGGCCAGGCCGGCAUGUGUCGAUGCGAGAAUCGUGCGGAGUCGUCAGUGGUGUGAGAUGACCCCCUGUGUGGAGGGCGAAGUUUGCAGCCUCCUUUUCAACCGCUCGGGAUGGACCUGCACCAGAAGCAGCGGACGCAUCAAGACCGUCACGCCUUUGCCCAGGGAGCCAUCGUAGAAUGCAGCGGUGGGAAAAAGACCACCUGCAAGUAUGUUCCCUGAUCCAUGCUGUGAGACAAGCUGCGGCCAUUCACUACAGAGCAUUACGUCUGUCCAACAAAAAGUUUCACAAACUCGACAUCAUGCCUUGAGCCUCUCUUUUUUUGGGCUUUUUCUUUCUGGUAGUUUCAGCAUCAGCCUUGACACUUCUGCAGCCACAUUUAGAGACUAAACAUUGAGCGGUGUGUCAGCGGUGAAACAUUCUUCGACAAGUAUUGGAGGACACUGCCCGCAAGACUUUAUGAGAAGAUCUUUUCCUAAAAUCAGCCCGUCCAUCUUCUCCCUUUGCCAGCACUGAGGCCAUCCAAGAUGAUUUUACAACUAUCCGUAUGAUACUGACUCACCGCUAACUUCACCCAGGCCACUGAUGAACCCACAGCAUUCACUAGGAUGUAGCCAGCAGACACUCGGCGUGAAGAGCGAAGGAUAUUGUGAGCAUGGACGUCUACUUGGAUUCUUACUGGGGUGGACACAUCACAUGUGAAAAUGACUGACACAUGUCCAACCCUGUCAACAAAGGUCACCACAUGGCCCUUUUGAAUGGCUCGUCAUCCAACAUGUUAUUUUUUUUUUUUUAAAAC